Messenger RNA from Tachysurus vachellii, 905 nucleotides. RefSeq names its product MIA SH3 domain containing (gene mia). The record is from RefSeq and is a predicted model, not a curated record. The coding region runs from base 182 to 712 and encodes 176 amino acids. Gene Ontology annotation, molecular function: protein binding. Gene Ontology annotation, biological process: extracellular matrix organization. The transcript is spliced from 6 exons. NCBI's taxonomy places the organism in Eukaryota, Metazoa, Chordata, Actinopteri, Siluriformes, Bagridae.
CAAAAACAGUGGGGAGGUGCUUCAUGCAGGUGAUACAGCAUUGCAAAAGACUCUCUCAGGGUCAUGAGGUACCUGAAGUCUAUACCUCCAAUAGGACCAUGGGCAUGAGGCAAGGGACAACGUGGACUGGUAUUAACCCAACUGCACAAAAAAUUUAAAGAUGCCUGUCAGUCAACUGUAAAUGUGUCUUUGGACUAGGGAAAAAAACCAGAGUACCUGGAGGAAAUCCGUGGAAAGACCAUCCAUAUACACGGGAGAGAAUCAAACCCCCAAACCUCAGAGCUCUGCUCCCCCAAACCCAAUGCAGACUCUGAUUAUUUCAAUCAUGAAGGGACACUACACUAUCUGGGCGCUGCUCUUGCUUCUGCCGUUACACACACAGGCGGGACGACAGAUGCCAAAACUCUCAGACAAGAAGCUAUGUGCUGAUGCAGAAUGCAGCCAUCCUAUCCUUAUUGCCAAAGCCAUUCAAGACUAUUAUCCCCAGGACUGUCACUUCAUUCCCAUCCACCAAGGCCAACUCGUCUACGUCUACGCCAUGCUUAAAGACCGGGGCAACCUAUUUUGGUCUGGCAGUGUCCAAGGAUCAUACUAUGGUGAGCAGGAGGCUCGUCUCGGCUAUUUCCCCAGCAGUGUAGUCGAAGAGACCCACGCUUUAAUGCCGGCUGAGGUUGAAGUCAAAACAAAUAAAUGGGACUUCUACUGCCCAUGAGAUGCUGAGAUCUUCCCAUGAGAUCCUUCCAAGUGAGAGGAUGUUAUUUUCUUGCACCUUAAGUUCUGUUACCAUGUCAAGCAUCUUUUUUCCCCAACAGUGACUUCUGCAGCAGCUUCAUUAGCAAAAACACUCUUUAAUUGACUUCAAUUUAAAGUAGCUACACACUGUUUAAACUGUUUUACACCAAAUA